Molecule: messenger RNA, 489 nt
Organism: Porites evermanni
Lineage: Eukaryota; Metazoa; Cnidaria; Anthozoa; Scleractinia; Poritidae
Source: the annotation of a GenBank genome assembly
AUGUCAGCGAAUACUGUGACAGAACUUGUUACUGACGAACUGAGACAUGAAUAUAAAGCUACUCUUUUGCAGAUUAAGAAACAAUUAACAAACGACCAGCAAGAAGAACUUUGCUUUUACCACACAGCCGGCCUUACCCCUGCGGAAACUACGGGAAUCCUGAAGCUCUUUCGUUCAUUAGAGAAUCUCCGAAAGAUUUCAUGGGAGGGCGUGGGUUUCCUUAAAGAAGGUUUACAUGCAGUAUCGAGACUGGAUCUUGCCGAAAUAUUGACAAAAUUUGAAAACAAGAGGGAUCUAACAGAACUUGUAUGUACGUAUGCAGGAAUGAAGCAAGGUCUUAGAGCGAAUUGUGGCUCUGAAUCGGUGGAACAGGCAGCAAAGUAUCUCGUUAAAAUGAUGUCGGGGAGACUUCUAGUUCCAGAUGGCACAAAGACCAAAAAUGUUCCAGACGAUUUCCAUGAAGAAAUCGAACCUGAUCCAUAUACCCAA